Globicephala melas (long-finned pilot whale) is the source of this 591-nucleotide messenger RNA. It is a transcript of the gene MRPL57, whose product is annotated as mitochondrial ribosomal protein L57. Gene Ontology annotation, molecular function: structural constituent of ribosome. The record is from RefSeq and is a predicted model, not a curated record. Gene Ontology annotation, cellular component: mitochondrial ribosome. NCBI's taxonomy places the organism in Eukaryota, Metazoa, Chordata, Mammalia, Artiodactyla, Delphinidae. Gene Ontology annotation, biological process: mitochondrial translation.
GCGACUCGCGCAAGGCCCUUCUCGCGAGAGCUGAAGCCUCGCGCGAGGAGACGGGCGGCGCGUCGAGAAAGCGCGCUUGCGGCUUCCGGCUUCCGGCGUCGUGUGCCGGUGUGAGGAGGGCGGCCGUGAGGCGCGGCUGGCGCCAUGUUCCUGACCGCGCUCCUGCGCCGCGGCCGCAUCCCCGGCCGGCAGUGGAUCGGGAAGCACCGGCGGCCGCGACCCGUGUCGGCGCAGGCGAAGCAGAACAUGGUCCGCCGCCUGGAAGUCGAGGCGGAGAACCACUACUGGCUCAGCCGGCCUUUUCUCACGCCCGAGCAGGAGCGGGGCCACGCGGCGGCCCGCCGGGCGGCCGCCUUCCAGGCGCUCAAGGCGGCGCAGGCGUCCAAGUUCCCCGCGUCCCGGCGGCUGGAGGACCAGCUCGGCCACCUCAAGGUCACCGGGAAGUGGUCCUGACCCGCGCCACGCCGCCUGCGUCCUGCGGCGACGAGCGGGAGCCUCUGGCCGGAGCCCCACGGAGCCCCGGCCAAGCCGAGCGAGUGCCUGCGACGGAGGCCCCGGGCCCGCGCUCCCCACCGCCCGCAGUGUGUUUCG